Ilyonectria robusta is the source of this 692-nucleotide messenger RNA. Its product is annotated as ribosomal protein L34Ae. Gene Ontology annotation, cellular component: ribosome. Bases 170 to 520 code for a protein of 116 amino acids. The record is from RefSeq and is a predicted model, not a curated record. NCBI's taxonomy places the organism in Eukaryota, Fungi, Ascomycota, Sordariomycetes, Hypocreales, Nectriaceae. Gene Ontology annotation, biological process: translation. Gene Ontology annotation, molecular function: structural constituent of ribosome. The transcript is spliced from 3 exons.
AGGAGAACGAGGAAUUUUCUCACGUGACGAACAACCACCAUUUCCCCACUCUGAUUCGCUGGUUUAGCGGGCACAAUCCGCCUUUCCACCCACACAAAAUUUCCCCAAAUCUCGAAAUUCCUCUUCCUAUUGUGAGAUCCUCAUCGCAACACCCGACAACACCGCAAAAAUGGUCUCCCAGCGUGUCACUUACCGCCGCCGCAACGGCUACAACACCACCUCCAACCGAACCCGAGUCAUCAAGACUCCCGGUGGUGACAUCCGUCUGCUUCACAUCAAGAAGCGCGGCACUGUUCCCAAGUGCGGUGACUGCGGCUCCAAGCUGUCUGGCAUCCCCGCCCUCCGACCCCGCGAGUACUCCCAGCUCUCCAAGCCCAAGAAGACCGUCCAGCGCGCCUACGGUGGUUCCCGAUGCGGUGGCUGCGUCCGUGACAGAAUCGUCCGAGCUUUCCUCAUUGAGGAGCAGAAGAUCGUCAAGAAGGUGUUGAAGGAGCAGGAGCAGAGCCAGAAGAAGAAAUAAAUGCAAUUUCCAUUGCCGGAUUUGGCUUUCUGCGUGGGAGGGCAAGGAACUCUGGGGACUCGGUUCAUUGCUUUGGUGUUCAUUAGGGCAAAAGGGACUGCAUGAUACAUCGGGACCGGGCCAAGAAUGGCUGGUUGUCUGCCGUCUUAAGGACUGCUACUUUCCUCUUGGU